GUUCAACGUGGCUAAUUGGAGACUAAACAUCGUGCAACACCAAGGAAUACAGUGAAAACAAAAGAAAAUUAAAGGAUUAAGUGCAUAGUCCUGUGCCAAAUUUGGUGCAAGGAUAUUCAGUGCAGUGCAGUGAUAAAUAAAUGAAAUGUGAACACAUUCAAAUCUGCUAUCGAUUGCUUUGAUUUAGUGCUGCCAACAAAAGCCUCACCAUGACGGAAACAGAUGCCGAGAAGGCGAUUGGCUCUCGCCUCGAUUAUGAUCUGAUGAUGGCCGAGGAGUAUAUGCUCAGUGAUGUGGAAAAGAAUUUCAUCUUAUCCUGCGAACGUGGAGAUUUGCCGGGUGUGAAAAAGAUUCUUGAGGAAUACAAUGAUACACCUUCCGACAAGUUUAACAUCAACUGCACGGAUCCCAUGAACCGCUCAGCGCUCAUUUCGGCCAUUGAGAAUGAGAACUUCGAUUUGAUGAUCAUAUUGUUGGAGAACAAUAUCGAAGUGGGUGAUGCUCUAUUGCAUGCCAUAUCUGAGGAAUAUGUGGAGGCUGUAGAGGAGCUAUUGCAAUGGGAGGAAACACAUCACAAGGAAGGCGAGCCAUAUAGCUGGGAAUCGGUGGAUCGCUCGAAGUCCACAUUCACUAUUGACAUAACGCCAUUGAUUCUGGCUGCACAUCGCAACAAUUAUGAGAUACUUAAGAUCUUGUUGGACCGUGGUGCAACGCUGCCCAUGCCGCACGAUGUCAAGUGCGGUUGUGAUGAGUGUGUGACAUCGCAGACUACAGACUCACUGCGACAUUCUCAGUCACGUAUCAAUGCCUAUCGAGCUCUUUCGGCUAGUUCACUAAUUGCUCUCAGUUCACGUGACCCUGUGCUGACCGCUUUUCAACUGUCUUGGGAACUGAAGCGUCUGCAGGCCAUGGAGUCGGAGUUUCGUGCAGAAUAUACGGAAAUGCGUCAAGCUGUACAAGAUUUUGUCACGUCACUCUUGGAUCACGCACGCACCUCCAUGGAGUUGGAGGUGAUGCUUAACUUCAAUCAUGAGCCAUCACAUGAGAUUUGGUGUCCCGGCCAGCGACAAACGUUGGAGCGUCUUAAACUAGCCAUUCGCUACAAACAGAAGACGUUUGUGGCACAUCCAAAUGUGCAACAACUUUUGGCUGCCAUUUGGUACGAAGGCUUGCCUGGCUUUCGACGCAAACAAUCCUCGCAGCAGCUCAUGGAUGUCAUCAAACUAGGCUGCAGCUUUCCCAUUUACAGUUUAAAGUACAUUCUAGCUCCAGAGUCAGAUGGUGCCAAGUUCAUGCGCAAACCGUUCGUCAAGUUUAUCACACACUCCUGUUCCUAUAUGUUCUUUCUAAUGUUAUUGGGUGCUGCUUCGUUGCGUGUGGUGCAAAUUACAUUUGAAUUGCUGGCUUUUCCUUGGAUGUUGACCAUGUUGGAUGAUUGGCGGAAACACGAACGCGGCUCACUACCAGGACCUAUUGAGUUGGCCAUAAUUAUGUACAUAUGCGCUUUAAUAUUUGAAGAACUCAAGUCUUUAUACGCCGAUGGUUUAUUCGAGUACAUCAUGGAUCUUUGGAACAUUGUGGAUUACAUAUCAAAUAUGUUCUAUGUCACUUGGAUACUCUGUCGAGCCACCGCUUGGGUUAUAGUGCAUCGCGAUCUGUGGUUCAGAGGAAUCGAUCCGUAUUUUCCACGUGAGCAUUGGCAUCCCUUUGAUCCCAUGUUGCUAUCGGAAGGCGCUUUUGCUGCCGGCAUGGUCUUCUCUUACCUGAAGCUGGUGCACAUCUUCUCAAUCAAUCCGCAUUUGGGACCGCUGCAAGUUUCUUUGGGUCGCAUGAUCAUCGAUAUUAUAAAGUUCUUCUUUAUCUACACGUUGGUGUUAUUUGCCUUUGGCUGCGGCUUGAAUCAAUUGCUCUGGUAUUAUGCAGAGUUGGAGAAGAACAAAUGUUAUCACUUGCAUCCCGAUGUGGCGGACUUUGAUGACCAGGAAAAGGCCUGCACCAUUUGGCGUCGUUUCUCCAAUUUGUUUGAGACAUCGCAAUCGCUAUUUUGGGCCUCUUUUGGUCUGGUGGACUUAGUGUCCUUCGAUUUGGCUGGCAUCAAAAGCUUCACCCGCUUCUGGGCGCUGCUGAUGUUUGGAUCGUAUUCCGUAAUCAAUAUUAUUGUGUUGCUCAACAUGUUGAUUGCCAUGAUGUCGAAUUCGUAUCAAAUCAUUUCGGAACGCGCCGACACCGAAUGGAAAUUCGCACGCUCUCAGCUUUGGAUGAGUUACUUUGAGGAUGGUGGCACCAUUCCACCACCCUUCAAUCUCUGCCCCAAUAUGAAAAUGUUGCGCAAAACUCUUGGCCGCAAGCGACCAUCUCGCACCAAGAGUUUCAUGCGCAAGUCAAUGGAGAAGGCACAGACGCUGCAUGACAAAGUGAUGAAGCUGCUAGUGAGACGCUAUGUUACCGCCGAGCAGCGACGCCGUGACGAUUACGGCAUCACCGAGGAUGAUAUCAUUGAGGUGCGCCAGGACAUCAGUUCCCUGCGUUUCGAACUGCUGGAGAUUUUUACCAAUAACAGCUGGGAUGUUCCCGACAUUGAAAAGAAGACUCAUGCCGCUGCCCGCACCACCAAGGGCAAGGUAAUGGAACGUCGUAUAUUGAAGGACUUCCAGAUCGGCUUUGUAGAGAAUCUGAAGCAGGAAAUGAAUGAAAGCGAAAGUGGACGCGAUAUAUUCUCAUCACUGGCCAAGGUCAUUGGCAGAAAGAAGACUCAAAAGGGUGACAAGGACUGGAAUGCAAUUGCCAGGAAGAACACAUUUACUGCCGAUCCGAUUGGUUCGAAGCGUUCUUCAAUGCAACGUCACAGCCAGCGCAGCUUGAGGCGCAAGAUCAUUGAACAGGCGAACGAAGGUCUACAAAUGGAUCAGAACCAACUGAUAGAAUUCAAUCCGAACUUGGGCGAUGUAACGCGAGCUACCCGAGUUGCCUACGUCAAGUUCAUGCGCAAGAAGAUGGCAGCCGAUGAAGUGUCACUGGGCGACGACGAGGACAAACCCAAGGACGAAGAGCCGAAAAAACCGGAAACUACUGGAUCGAAAAAAGCAACUACUGGCGCAGGUGGUGGAGCUUCUAUGUUGGCAGCAGCUGCUAUUCGCGCUUCUGUUAAGAACGUUGAUGAGAAAGCCGGCGAAGGUGGUAAAAAAGAUGAAAAGAAACCCGGCGAUGAUAAGGACAAAGAUAAGGAUAAGGAUAAGAAAACUACAGAUGAUAAAAAACCAACUGAUGCUAAGAAAUCAACAGAUGACAAAAAACCAACGGACGCUAAUAAACCGAAUGGAAAGCCUCAACAACCACAGCAGCAACAACAACAACAACAGCCUGGUGGCGGUGCUAAGCCAGCUGAACAAAAACCAAUGCCGCCCGCUAAUAAGCCACCUACUACUACAGCAAAUGGCGCUAAAUCCAACGGUGAACAGAAACCUGGCGAUGCUGGUAAGCCCAAUGCACCUGCUCCGCCCAGCAAGCCCACAGAUGCUAAGCCAGCAGCGCCCAAGCCAAGCGAAACCGCUAAGCCAGAAGCAGCUGCCAAGAAGGAGGAGGCAGCCAAAAGCGAGGCGGCAAAGCCACCAGCAGCUGCUGGAGCAGCGGCCAAGAGUGCAGCACCCUCAGCACCCACCGAUGCCAAGCCGGAUACCACAACGAAAGCAACAGCCACCACAACGCCGAACGGCACCAAGGCGGCAAAUGAAACUAAGGGUGGGGCGAGUCAGCCAGCCAAGCCGGAUGAUAAGAAGAAUGGACAAGAGCAGAAAGCAAGCGAUGAUAAGAAAGAAAAGGACGGCAAGGACAGUGGCAAUGGCAAACCGGGCGAGACCAAGUCCAAGGAAGACGGCAGCAAGCCAGCCGAUGGCAAGCAGCCAAGUGAUGCCAAAAAAGAUGACAAAAAGGAUGACAAAAAAGAAGAGGACAAGAAGCCAGGCGAUGAUAAGAAACCAGCUGCGGCACCACUCAAACCCGCCAUCAAGGUGGGUCAAAGCAGUGCUGCGGCGGGUGGCGAGCGAGGAAAAUCCACAGUCACGGGCCGCAUGAUCUCGGGCUGGCUGUAGAUCCAGAUCAGGCCAAAGAUAAUUUAUGCAUAGAUUUUAUAGUAGAUCAACUGAUGUAAGUAAAUCAAAUUUGUGUGAACAAUAAAAGCGAAUGUUAAACAGACAGAAAA
Molecule: messenger RNA, 4198 nt
Organism: Drosophila sulfurigaster albostrigata
Lineage: Eukaryota; Metazoa; Arthropoda; Insecta; Diptera; Drosophilidae
Gene: trp
Product: transient receptor potential protein
Exons: 14
Coding region: 210-4088 (1292 amino acids)
Biological process (GO): calcium ion transmembrane transport; regulation of cytosolic calcium ion concentration; manganese ion transport
Cellular component (GO): membrane; cation channel complex
Molecular function (GO): inositol 1,4,5 trisphosphate binding; protein binding; store-operated calcium channel activity
Source: RefSeq, a predicted model, not a curated record